Messenger RNA from Theobroma umbraticum, 2457 nucleotides. NCBI's taxonomy places the organism in Eukaryota, Viridiplantae, Streptophyta, Magnoliopsida, Malvales, Malvaceae. The record is from RefSeq and is a predicted model, not a curated record.
AUGGGAAACAUUGGCUUCCUCCUCCCUCUUAUGGUAUUUGUGGUGGUGUUGCGCAACUUUGUGGUUAAUUUGUCAGCGGAAUCACCCAACACCACCAUUGACCUGUUGGCUCUUCUUGCACUAAAAGCCCAUGUCACCCAUGACCCUCAAAACCUAUUGGCAACCAACUGGAUUAGUGCUACCUCUGUUUGCAACUGGAUUGGGGUCACUUGCGGAUCCCAUUAUCAAAGAGUCACCGCUCUUAAUCUUUCUCACAUGGGUCUUAUAGGCACCAUCCCACCUCACUUGGGAAAUCUAUAUUUUCUUUCGAAGCUUGACAUCCGGUUUAAUCAUUUUCGUGGCUCAUUGCCCAUGGAGUUGGCUAAUUUGUCUUCACUGAAACAUAUAAACUUUGGUCACAACAACAUUCGUGGAGAAAUCCCGUCAUGGUUUGAUUCCUUCACUCAACUUCAAAGCUUGUUUCUGCACCAUAACAACUUCUCUGGUCUUAUCCCAUUUUCAUUGGGCUUUUUGUCAAACCUGGAGAAGUUGAUCUUGUAUGACAAUGAUUUGAAGGGGCAGAUUCCUAUAGCAAUUGGGAAACUUUCCAACUUGAAAAGGUUAAAUUUGGACAAAAAACAGCUUUCAGGUCAAAUUCCAUCGGCUCUAUUCAAGUGCAGAGCGUUAGAAUUCUUAUCUUUAUCUUACAAUGCUUUGGAGGGAAGUGUGCCUCAAGAAGUCGGGAAUUUGACUAGACUGAAACAUUUGUAUCUCGAUAGUAACAACUUAACAGGUCAACUUCCGAUGGCUUUAUUCAAGUGCCAACAAUUAGAAGAUUUAUAUUUAUCUCAAAAUGCCUUGGAGGGAAGUGUGUCUCAAGAAAUUGGGAAUUUGACUAGAUUAAGACAGUUUUAUCUCUUUGAUAACAAGCUAACAGGUAUUGUGCCUCAAGAAAUCAGAAAUUUGACUAAAUUAGGGUGGUUGCACCUUGAUCAUAACAACCUAACAGGUAAACUUCCUUCAGCUCUAUUCAAGUGCCAAGAGCUAGAAAGUUUAUGGUUAUCUAAUAAUGCCUUGGAGGGAAGUGUGCCUCAAGAAAUCAGGAAUUUAACUAGAUUAAGAUGGUUGUAUCUCGAUAAUAACAACCUAACAGGUGAAAUUCCAUCAACAAUCAGAUUCUUGCCUUUUCUUGAGCAUCUUGAUUUGAACUCCAACAACUUAACAGGUCGCCUUCCAGCUCUACCACCUUCAUUGUUUGGCUUAAGCAUUUUAGACAACAAUUUAAUUGGAGAAAUCCCUUCAUCAAUUUGCAAUAUGAGUUCACUACAAUAUUAUCUCAUUUUGUCAAAGAAAAAUUUACGUGGGAUUAUUCCAGAAUGUCUUGGAAACAUAAGUUACUCUCUUGACUUCAUGGAUCUAAGCAUGAAUAGUUUUCAUGGCAAAAUACUUGGAAAUUUUCGUAGAAGUUGUUUGUUGAGAAGUUUUUGCAUCAAUUACAACCAGCUAGAAGGGUCAUUACCACGCUCUUUGGUUAAUUGCUCGAAGUUGGAAGUUUUAGAUGUAGGGAACAACAACAUAAAAGAUACAUUUCCGAAUUGGUUAGGAAAUUUGGAUCUACAAGUGCUUGUCUUGCGAGGUAAUAAAUUCUAUGGCCACCUUGAUGACUUUGAAGGUAGAUUUUCCUUUUCUCAUUUGAGAAUCAUCGAUCUUUCUCACAAUGACUUCAAUGGUCAUUUGCCAUCGAAAUAUUUUGAAAGUUUGCAUGCUAUAAGAAGUGGGAGUGAAAACAAAGCUGACUUAAAGUACAUGAUGAGUAACGCGAGGAGCCAUUAUUUUGAAUCUUUUUUCAUUACAACAAAAGGUUUAGAAAUGCAAUUUAGGAGAAUUUUAAUCCCUUUGACGGUUAUUGACUUUUCAAAUAAUGAAUUUAAUGGAAAGAUUCUUGAAACACUUGGAGAACUUCAUUGGCUUAUAGUCCUCAACCUUUCUCACAAUAGUUUAAUGGGUCAUAUCCCAUUAUUGUUAGGAAAUUUGUCAGCACUUGAAUCAUUAGAUCUCUCAUCUAACAAGCUUGAAGGAAAAAUUCCAGCACAAUUAGUAAACCUUAUAUUCUUAGAGGUACUAAAUCUUUCUUGGAAUAAUUUAAUGGGACUCAUUCCUCGAGGCAAACAGUUCGAUACUUUCACAAAUGAGUCCUACAUUGGAAAUUGGGGUUUAUGUGGGCUUCCUUUAUCAAAAGAAUGUAGUAACGAAAGGAAUUUGGAGCCACAACCAACAAAGUUUGAUGAAGAUAGCGAUUCUGUGAAUUGGAAAUUUUCUAUAUUGAUGGGGUAUGGAUGUGGACUGGUUUGUGGAUUAAGCAUGGGAUACAUUGUGUUCACAACCGGACAACCAUGGUGGUUGGUUAGCAUCAUUGAGAGAGGUCAACAAAAAUAUGUUAUUAGAGGGAAAAUCCGCAGAAGUGGAGGAAGAAAAUAA